This is a messenger RNA of Penicillium oxalicum, 93 nucleotides long. RefSeq lists its product as uncharacterized. The coding region runs from base 1 to 93 and encodes 30 amino acids. Lineage: Eukaryota; Fungi; Ascomycota; Eurotiomycetes; Eurotiales; Aspergillaceae. The transcript has 2 exons. The record is from RefSeq and is a predicted model, not a curated record.
AUGAGUGCACGGCGCUCGAAUCCUCCCGUGGCUGGAGAUAUCGGAGGUGAUCCCCGAUAUUGUCGAUCGCCGGAGGAGCAGGAAGCUCGAUGA